Messenger RNA from Panicum virgatum (switchgrass), 2052 nucleotides. RefSeq names its product CMP-sialic acid transporter 3-like. Gene Ontology annotation, biological process: pyrimidine nucleotide-sugar transmembrane transport. NCBI's taxonomy places the organism in Eukaryota, Viridiplantae, Streptophyta, Magnoliopsida, Poales, Poaceae. The transcript is spliced from 17 exons. The coding region runs from base 261 to 1523 and encodes 420 amino acids. Gene Ontology annotation, molecular function: pyrimidine nucleotide-sugar transmembrane transporter activity. Gene Ontology annotation, cellular component: Golgi membrane. The record is from RefSeq and is a predicted model, not a curated record.
UAAUUUAAUUAUUUUUACUUUUUUUCGCUCCGCUCCUCCGCUCCCCAUUGCGGCAUUGCCCUCUUCCCCGUCGCGGCCUCGCCCACCGCGCCUUCGAGGAGCUUCGAAUCGCGAUCCCUCCGGUUCCCGCGAGCUCACAUGGUGGGCGCGUGCGCCGGAGGCUAGGGUUCCCAGUUCUCAUCAUUCCCCUGCUGAUUGGAACCACAGUGUUUCGGCGAGCCUGUGGCGGUGGUGGAGGCGGAGAUGAACGGGGAGGUGGAAUGCAGCGUGUGCCACGCGAAGGUGCCGGUGCCGGCAGCGGUGUCCAAGGCGUACGACAGCCACCGGAGCACCGUGUCGUCGCGACAGCGCGCGCUCAACGUGCUCCUUGUCUCCGGCGACUGCGUCCUCGCGGGCCUCCAGGAGAAGUGUGCCACAAUAUAUUAAGAAGGAAACAAGCGCUAUACGUUAGAGCAUUGCGAUGGAUUACUUCUGCUCUACCUAUACUAGUGUACAUGUCAAAAGUUGAUGGGAAAUUCAAAUUUAGCCCGAUCAGCGUGAACUUCUUGACGGAGAUUACAAAAAUUAUCUUUGCCAUCAUCAUGCUAUCCAUCCAGGCUCGACGUCUGAAGGUGGGCGACAAGUCACUUCUCACAGUAUCAACAUUUAUGCAGGCUGCUCGCAAUAAUGUUCUUCUUGCAGUUCCUGCUUUUCUCUAUGCUACCAACAACUAUUUGAAGUUCAUAAUGCAGUUAUAUUUUAAUCCUGCAAGCGUGAAAAUGCUGAGUAAUCUCAAGGUUUUGGUAAUCGCUGUGCUUCUAAAGAUAAUAAUGAAGAGACGAUUUUCCACAAUCCAGUGGGAGGCCCUUGCCCUUUUGUUAAUCGGAAUAUCCGUUAAUCAGCUGAAAUCAUUGCCUGAAGGUUCUAGGGCACUAGGUCUUCCUGUUGCAGCUGGAGCCUACCUAUAUACACUAUUUUUUGUAACAGUUCCUGCAUUGGCUUCAGUUUACAAUGAGAAGGCUCUUAAAAGCCAGUUUGAUACCAGUAUUUACCUUCAGAACUUAUUUCUGUAUGGUUAUGGUGCAAUAUUCAAUUUUCUUGGGCUUGUAAUCACUGUUAUCAUUCAAGGGCCCAGUAGCUUUAACAUUCUGGAAGGACAUUCAAAGGCCACAAUGUUUCUUAUCUGCAACAAUGCUGCACAAGGCAUCCUGUCAUCAUUUUUCUUCAAGUAUGCAGACACUAUUUUAAAGAAGUACUCGUCGACAAUUGCAACUAUCUUCACCGGAGUUGCCUCUGCUGUACUGUUUGGACACACUCUUACAAUAAAUUUUGUCCUUGGAAUUUCAAUAGUAAUCAUAUCUAUGCAUCAGUAUCUUUCGAACCAAAUUAAGGACGAAGUGCCUAGCAGCAAAGUUGAAAUGGCUCAAGUUCACGAUCACAGCAGAGUUACGGAAUCUAUUUGCAUCAAUGUGACUGAUUCAGUGGCAAGUGAGGCUAAACACCGCCAUGGAUCUGACGAGAGGCAGCCACUCCUUCCUGUAUGAUUUUACAGCAGAGCAGGCACACCGUCUUGAUGAGAGCAGCAGGUAUCCGACCUACCUUAGUGGUUUUCUGACCUAUGUCUCUGAAGCCACAUUGCUGCCGUGCUGUUGGCCGAGUAAGAACAUGCAUGUUGCACGGCAGAAUGACGAGCUUCGAGUAAAAGAUGAAUGAGGCCAAUACAUUUAACCUAGUGGUGGUAACACUAAUUUGAUAGGAUUCGCGAGGAAUGGUCCUAUCGAGUUUUUUUUUUCCAGUUGGGGCACCAAUGUAAAUAGUAGCUCGUCUUCAUAUUAUGUGAGAGUCGCAUGAGGAGAUGUUAUGGCGUAUUUGGUAAGCUUUGAAUAUGUCUUUCGAUUUACUACAGAGGAACGAUACAGGUUGUCUAGUCGAUUUCUGAUUUUCUGGUAAAACGUUGUCUAAGAGUCGCCGCAGUUCUGGGUGGUUCCCUUACGCCUGGUGGGCAAGACGGCCAUUGUCGUUCUGUUCGCAAAUUACUCACGGCCAAGAAUAGUAGCAUUUGUUUUAACUCUU